Rotaria sp. Silwood2 is the source of this 8064-nucleotide messenger RNA. Lineage: Eukaryota; Metazoa; Rotifera; Eurotatoria; Philodinida; Philodinidae. The record is from the annotation of a GenBank genome assembly.
AUGGCCUCAUUAGAGAAUCAUAAGCCAAAUGAUAGUCUUCAAUCUGAUGAUGAUGACGAAGAUGUAAUUCAUGUCAUAGACAUAAGUAAUGGUUCAUUUCCUGAACAAAUGCCGAAUCGCAUUGAAAGUGGUGAUACGAUUGAAUUUAAAACUAAUCAAACAGAUGAAUAUGAUAUAUUUCAAGUUUAUAAAGAUGGAGUUGAUUAUUAUAGAAUAAAUAAUGGUUUUGAAUUAUAUAAUAUAAAAAAUAGUACAACAAAAAAUAAUAGACGUAUUUUACUUUCAUUAAGUCUUCACCGAUCAAAAAUUGAACUAUAUUUUUGUAUAAUUCCAUCAUCACAAAGUGGUGUUGUUUUAAAAUUAAGGAAAUAUUCAAAUGAGAAUUGUGAAAAGAAUUGCAUUAUAGUUCAUAAGAGUGAAAUAAAAUUUUCUUUAAGUGAUAAUAAAGAAAGUCAAAAAUUAAUUUUACAUAAAGGUGAUACUAUUGAACUUGAUUGGACAUCAAAGCGUGGUAAUGGUUAUCGUAUAGAAGAAAAAAAAUAUUGUCCAAUAUCUGGUGGUCUUUAUAAAGUUGAACAAACAUCAGAAAUAACAACAAAUCGUGCCCUAUCAAAAGGAAAUUUUACCAAAAUAUUUAAUGAAUUUGGUACAUCAUUUUUAUUUCGUUUAACUGAAACAAAUCAAAUUCAUGAUAUAAUUGUAUGUAUUAUUAAAGAUAAUUAUCAUAUAAAACAUAUUGAAAUAACUGAUACAAAUAUUCAACCAAAUCUUAUUUCAAUUGAACAAAAUGAUUCAAUUAUAUUUGAAUGGAAUACAACACAAAAAGAAACUAUUGUACAAAUCGAACCUUUUAUUUUCGAUCAAAUAAAUCAACAAUCAAUCGAAUUAAAGACAGAAGGAGAACAUUUCUUUUGGCCAAAUGAACCAUCAUGCCGUGGUUAUAUGAUUCAUAAAUUUCAUGAAACAGGCAUCUUUUGUUUUAAAACAGCAAAUAAUCAAAUAGGAACAAUUAUUGUUGAACCAAAAAUUAAUAUUCAUUCGUUUCCAAUAUUUGGCGAUCAAUUAAUUUUAAAAAUGAAAACAACUGAUUUAAUUCAAUUUGAAUGGAAAAUGACUGAUUCACAAGAUGAGCCAAUAUUAAUUACUAUUGAUGCCAAUUCAUCUGUUGUACCAGAUACUGCUGGUGGUCUUACAGGAAUAUUUAAUUGUUCUAUGCAUAAAUGUGACAAAGUUGAACCAUUUUUUCGUCAUCAUUUUCAUACAUGCGAAGCAUUUAUUCUUAAUAUAUCACAACAUGGUCUUUAUAAUUUUUCUUAUUCUGAUAAUCGUGAUGAUGUUGUUUUAAGUGUUGUCGUUGAAAAUACUAUUACUAAUCAUCGUGUUACGUCUAAUGAACAAAACAUGUUUGAGCCUAAUACACUAGUUAUUAAUAGAUAUGAUCAAGUUUGGUUUAAUUCAAUAUCAACAAAAUUAACAAAUAUCUAUAGAACAGAUGAAUAUGGAAAUCAUUUAGAAGAAAACAGAUCAGUAUUUCAACCACAAUUAAAUAGUAUUAAUUAUUUCAUGCAACAAUUUCAACAAACUGGAAUCUAUUAUUUUUCAACGGAUAUUAGUUCUGAUCAUGACAACAAAUCUUGCGCAUCACCACCAUUAGCAAUUAUUGUUUUACCUGAAAUUCGUUUUCAUUAUAAAUUAAUUCGUUUAAGUGAUUUUGAUUCACAAGCAAUAAUAACAAAUAUUAAUGAUUUUAUUAUUUGGCAAUUUGAACAAAUAAUUCGUUUUAAUGUUAUACAAUUACGUUCAAAUGAAACUUUACAAGAUUUAGUGUCAUGUCAUGAUCGUGCUAUACCUGGUCGAAAUCGACAAUGUCUUGCAGUUGAAUGUAUUAUGCCUGGAACAUUUCAUUUUGCUAAUCCAGAAUUUGAACGAGUAACCGAUUCAGAUCAGGAUCGUCUUAUAUCGACAAUUAUUAUCGAUCCACCAUUUAGCCAUGCUUGUUUUCUUAUUACUGAUCAACAAUUUAUUCCCAAUGUUUUAUAUAUCGCUCAGAAUGAUACCGUCUCAUGGAUAUUAUUAAAUAAUGAUCAAUAUCAUCAAAUUUAUGUUGAAUCAGAUGAAAAUAAACGAGAAACGAAUGAAAAUAAUCUUAUUGAUCGAUCGAUUGAACAAUAUAUUAAUGAUGUACAUUAUUUAUAUACGUUUGAUCAAUGUGGACAAUUUACUAUUCGAUCGAAUCGUUUUAAUGAUACCGCAACUGUUAUUGUCUAUCCAGAUAAUAUCAUUCGAAGUGAAAGUACAAAUUUUUCUUUUUUCUUCAAUUAUGAUUUUAUUCACUUAUUAUUAUAUGUAGAAAAACGAGCACAACAACCUGAAUUAAUCGAAGAAAUUGAUAUUGUAAGUCAAUAUGGAACACAGGUACAUUUGCAAUGUCCAAAUCAAGAUGCAAUUAUAUAUUAUACUCUUGAUGGAACACUUCCAACACGACAUUAUAAAAAUGUUUAUACUUAUGAUUCAAGUAAAGGUAUAUCUUUAGUGAAAUCAGGUUUACAUGUUUUACGUGCUUAUGCAACUGAAAAUGAAAAAUUAUCAAGUACUAUUUUUACAAGCAGUCCAACAUUUGUUAUGGAAAAUGAAGAACUCGAAAUGAUAAAAGAGCUUCUAUCAAUGUGGAAUGAUACAAAAAUAACAAUUUCAGCUUCAGUACAAUAUCCAAAUAAAUUAUAUGGAAAAAUUGAAAUUGAACCAACAAAUUCAACUGAUCUCAUUGAUCAUUUUGAAUUAUACGUUGAUGAUGUACCACAACGAGUAAAUUUAUCAUCAGCUGAUGUUAAAUUUUCAGCUGAAGGUUUUGCGGGUGGUGAACAAUAUGAAAUACAUGUUGUUGCUUAUCCAAAAGAAAAUAUUGUUGAUGCUGAACCUAUUCCAUCAAAUAAACGAGUAGCAUUUGAAAUCAAACGAGAAAUUCAAGGUGGUGCACCAUUAAUAAGUUUAGCUGUAUCAAAUGAAGACAGUACAAUAUUUUUAAUGUGGGCACAUAUUGGUGAUCAUGUUAAUGAAUAUAUUGUUUAUGUUGACAAUAUUGAAACAACAACUAUUUCUGAAAAAGAUUUUAAUGAUUUUUUUGGUAUUCAAUUUCAUGGUGCUCAACAAAGAAAAAGAUAUAUUUUACAUGUUGAAGCAAAAUUAAAAAAUACUAAUGAAAUUCGAAAAUCAAAUAUAAUUACUGUUAAUCCACCAUUAGAAAUGUCUUUAAAGGAACAAUUAAUCGAUCGAUAUUUUGCAUAUAUUACAGUUAAUGCUGAAUCACCACCACCUGAUAUGCGUCUCGAAGUUAUUCAUCUUGAUCAUUUUCCAAAUCGACGUCCUGAACCAAACCGUAAAAUUGAAAGUCUUCCAAUUACGACUGGUUUACGAAAUGCUGUUCCAACCAUAUCAUAUGAACAAAAUUCAGAUGGUAUUACUUUGUCUUGGACAAAAAAGUCACCAACUAUUUCAGAUUUUGUUGAAAGUUACCGAAUUAUGAUCGAUGGAGAACAAUAUGGAGAAUUAAUUUCACCGGAAGAUGAAUCAAAAAUUCAACUGAAUCUUCCAGCAGGUGAACAUGAAUGUUAUUUACUUGUUUUACCGAAAGAUAAAGAUCAAGAAGUUUAUCAAUCGAACAUUCUUAAAUUUGAUAUACCAUCUAUUGUUGACAAUAAAUCAGAAGAAAACGAGAUGGAAGAUUCAUCGAAUGGUAUUGCUCAUAAAACUCUUGAACAAGAAGAUAUUCCUAUUCCAAAAUUAAAUAUAAAAAUAAUAAAUCAAUCAUCAAUUCAUGUCAAUUGGUCUUUAGAUCGACCGAUACCAACCGAAGCAUGUGUAACUAUGUAUGAAGUUCAUGUACGUGGUCAAAAAUUUUCCGAUAAGAUAAAAAGUGAUCAAAAUUUCCAACAGGAUGAUUACAUAGAACAUGUUUGGCAUGUAUCUAAUUCUGAAUUGGACAUAAAAGGCAUUCCUGAUCGACACGAAUACACAGUUUUUGUUCAGGCAUUAUUUUCUAUUCAAGAACUAAGUGAUACGAAAAAUUUUACAACAACGUCAAAUGAAAUAAAAAUAGAACGAGUCAUUCCAUUAAUUGAUUUAUUGCCAAAACCAGUGCUUAAAGUAACACGUAUUGGAUUGCAAAUGGCGAGUUUUUCAUGGAAACUUGAUAAUCCUGUUGAUCAAUCAUUAAUUAAAGGUUUUCGUAUUAUUUUAAAUAAAAAACCAACUGAAGUUCUUUCAUCUAAUCAAUAUGAAUGUGAAUUACGAAAUAUAAAAUCAGGUACAACAAAUGAUGUACAAAUAUCAAUUACUUGUCGUCCAGAUUUUGUUGAGGAAAAACUGUCUAAUUCAGUGCGUAUUAUAUGUCCACGACGACCACAACCACUAACAAUUCAAUCAAUUCAAACUGAAAAACCAUUUUCAAUAGGAAUCAAAUGGAAAAUUGAUAAUAAUAUUCAAGAUGAAAUAACAUCUUUUAAAAUUUUUCUCGAUGGAAAACUACACUGUGAAAUUGAUACUAAUAGACGUCAUUCAUUUAAAUAUGAAUUUGCUAAAUUACAAGCUGAUCAAACAUAUUCAAUUUAUGUUAAAUCAUGUAUUGGACAAAAGAAACUUGAUGAUUAUGUUUAUCAAUGUGAGAUUGAAUCAAAUACAUCAAAUGAAUUAUUAUUAAAAUGUUUCACACCACCAAAGGGUACACCACCACGAAUAGAACGAAUGUAUCCAAAUGGAAUUGAUAUUGUUUGGGAUGCACCUAUUGAAUUUGGAACUGUCAAAGUGACUGGAUAUCAAAUAUUAAAAAAUGGUCGAGCCAUUGGUUCAUCAAUACCAGUUGAUAAACGACGAACUUCAAUUCAUGAUCUUGAAGUUGGUAAUCGAUAUUCGUUACAAGUUGUACCAAUAACUAAUCAAUCAGGUGAUACUUUAUUUCAAGCAGGAGAAGAAUAUGAUCCUGAACGACAUAUCUAUUUUUUACCAGGUCCAAAACUUGAUGUUGAUUUUAUAGAUUUAGUACAAAGUCCAUCUAAAUUAUGGAUAGAAAAUAUUUCUGGACAUUCAGCAGUUGUUUGUUGGUCUGCAAGUGAUUCAUCAAAUGCAAAUAUACAACCAGAUAGUUAUAAAUUAUUUCUUUGGAAUAGUAAAGAACAAACGCGUGAUCAAGCUACUGUUAUUCCAAUAUCAAAAGAUAAAACCAGUCAACAAUUAAAUGAUCUUCAAUCAGCCACAACAUAUGAAAUUCAAUUAGAAAGCUAUAAAAGACGACGUCAUCAAAAAACAAAUGAUGCCUACAUUGUUUCAGCAACAUCGAAAAUUUUAAUAUUUGAAACAGGUGCACCACCUGAUGCUCCAUCAAAUUUAAACAUAAUUGCUUGUACAAAUACAGCUGUUCGUAUAGGUUUUGAUCCAUUUAUUGAACAUAGUGCUGAAAUAAUAACAUUACGUGUUCAUUGUGAAUCAAUAUCAUCAAAAAUACAUACAAAAGAAAUUAUUCUUGAUUUAACACCUGAUUCAACUGAAUUUAUUUUAUCAAAUUUAAUUGAACGUACAGAUUAUAAUUUAACUAUUUAUGCUAUAACAGAUGAAUAUUUACAUGAAAUUCAUUGUCGAGAUAUAUCACAAUUACCAAAAAAAUUAAAAUCAUCUUAUUGGUUAACAAAUAAAAGUUUACAAUUUACAACAAGUGGUUGUGAACCAGCAAGUCAAAUACAUAUAACUAGUGCAACUAUUGAAUCAAUACAACUUAAUUGGAUAUUACCAAAAGCUUAUGGUUCAACAAAAUUUCUUGGUCAAAUACUUCAUUGGAAAUUACAACGUGGUGAUAUAGAACAUAGUAUGGAAUUAAAUUGUAAUAUAACAAAUGCAAUUAUACCUGGAAUAUUACCAUUAGGUUUAUAUAAAAUAUCAAUUGUUUCAUUGUUUAGUAUGAAAUUAACUCUUGAUGAUGAAGAUGAUGAAACAAGUCGAAAAGAAAUUCGUUUAACAACAAUUGAAACAACAUCAGUACGUUUUCGAUUACCUGGUUUAUCAGAAAAACCAGAAAUUUAUUUAACUGGUUAUACAACAACAACUAUUGAUUUAACAUGGAAUAAACCAAAUAUGUUUAGUAUUAUUGAUCAUCCAGAAAGAUUAAAUCAACAAAUUAAAAUACAUCGACAAUUAAUUGGAUAUAGAGUUGAAAUUAAUGGACAAAAAUAUAAUAAUUUAGAUAAAGAUCAAUAUCAAUGUACAUUAACUGAAUGUCAACCAGGUCAAGAUUAUAAAGUACAAUUAAUUGUACAAACUAUUGUUCACAAUGAAUAUAUCGAUGAUAUAUUUUUUAAUGAUAAUGAAAAUGAUGAAGAACCAGAUGAAACACCAUCAAAAAAAUUAUAUGUUCAAAUGUUAACCAAUCAUGAUUUUCUUCAAUCAUUUCAAGCUAAUUUUGAAUUUCAUCAUAAUAUAACAAAAGAAAAUAUAAUUCAAUUAAGAAAUGAAGUUAAACCAUUAGGAAAAAUAAAUGUUCAUUGGACAGUAUCCAAUGAUAUAGAAGAUAUUUCACAUUUUAUUUUACAAUGGCAUUCAUCAAAAGAUUUACGUCUACAACAAAAAAUUCUUAACAAUAAUGAAACAACAUUUACAAUAGAUGCACGUGAUGAAAAACAUUUUUAUAUAAUUGAAAUAAUUAUUGUUACACAUGAUGGUGUAAAACAUGAACAUGAACCAUUAAAAAUGCCAAUACCAGGUGAACCAGAUGCACCAAAAUUAUGGCUUGUUAAAACAUCUGAUUCAAGUUUUGUUGUUGAAUGGUCAGAACCAAAAUCAUAUGGAAUACCUGUUAUUGGUUUUCAAUUAUAUAUCGAAGGAAAACAAGCAGGUGAUAUGAUUUCAGUUAAUUUACAUCGAGCUGAAAUUCCUUCAAAUAUUAAUCGAACAUAUCAAGUUAGUGUAUGUGCUAUUACAAAUAAUCCUCAACGUUCACGUUCAGUUAUGUCACAAACAUUAUCAGUUCUAACAACAUCAACAACAAAUCCUAUUCCAACAAUGUACUAUAAUAAUAAUAAUAAUAAUAAUGACAGUAGUCUAAGAUCAUUUGAUCGUAAUAUAGUACGUACUAUACCUAUUCAAAUUGAAUCAAUUAAUGAAGAAAAACUUCAUAUUGAUUGGACAUCAUUUUUACCUAUAACAGAAAUACGUGCUUAUUAUAUUCAUUAUAAUUGUUUGAAUAAUGGUGAUGUACAAAAUAUGCAAGUAUCAAAACGACAUCAAAAUGCAAUUUUACGCGAUUUAAGACCAGGUUUUACCUAUGAAAUAACAGUUGUGGCUGUUGAUAGAGAUGGUGAAAUAGUAUAUUCAUCAGAUAAAAAUAUUAUUCAAAUGAGUGCUCCACCUAAUGCUCCGAUUGUUGCAAUUCGUGAACGUACAAAUGAUCAUGUAACACUUGAAUGGCGUCCAGCACCAAGCUAUGGUGAACUUGCUGUCGUUGGCUAUAAAAUCUAUAUAAAUAAUCGUUUAGUAGCUAUUCUUUCACAUGAUCAAUUAACAUAUACAUUAACCAAUGGUUCAGCAUGUGAAGAAUAUAUAGUUCAUGUUCAAGCAUUAAGUAAUGAUAAAAAUAUUUCGAGUCCAAUGUCCCGUGGUGUUAAAUUUACUUGGCCUGGUAUUAAACCAGGUGUAUUUCAACGUUUAGAUGAUGGAUUAACAGGAACAGUUGUUGUUGCUUGGGAGCAUCCUCAAUUAGAAGAUGAAACAGAAAAAUUAAUCGGAUUUAAAAUUCUUUCAGAAAAUGUGACAACACAUGUUGUACGUUUACAUGGUGAAUAUAAUGCUGAUAUACAUCAAGCAACAAUUUAUGAUUUAAUUAAUGGAAAAUAUCAUCUUUGGCUUGAGAUUCAAAGUGAACAUUAUUGUGUUCGUGCUCGACCAAUUACAAUUGGAUCUGGUCGAUUUCGAAAUCGUCAAUUAUUUGAUUCAGCUAAAUGUUUUAUGAAAAAACGAAAACGGUUUCGUUCAACAGGAACUAUGACAAUGUCACCUACAUUGCGACAUAUUCAAUAUUCAUGA